Exaiptasia diaphana is the source of this 576-nucleotide messenger RNA. Its product is annotated as guanine nucleotide-binding protein G(I)/G(S)/G(O) subunit gamma-12. NCBI's taxonomy places the organism in Eukaryota, Metazoa, Cnidaria, Anthozoa, Actiniaria, Aiptasiidae. The coding region runs from base 132 to 365 and encodes 77 amino acids. Gene Ontology annotation, cellular component: heterotrimeric G-protein complex. Gene Ontology annotation, molecular function: G-protein beta-subunit binding. Gene Ontology annotation, biological process: G protein-coupled receptor signaling pathway. The record is from RefSeq and is a predicted model, not a curated record. The transcript has 2 exons.
UCCCUUUGAUUUGGUCCACACUGACUUUUUAUAUCAGCUGUACACUUUGACGCUGUUAUCUAAUUACUACAUAAUAAAUAUAUUUUUUUAAAUUUUUAGUCUCUCUUAUCAAUAGAAAUUUGCAAGCAAAGAUGUCGUCAGGGAGAAAGACUCAUUCAGAAAUAAGCUUUCAAGAAAACAUCAACACUCUACAAAGGGAAGUCAUUCGUUUAAGGCAAGAACGCAAGCUUGUGAGAAAGAAAGUAUCAGAGACAGUCGCAGACAUCGUGUACUACUGCAAGCGCCAUGCUAAAGACGACUAUUUCUUACAAGAAAACCAUUCCAACAACCCAUACCGCGAGGGCAAGCAAUGUGCUGUAAUGUAGACAGAUGAACCUUGUUCCUAGAGGUUUUCUCCUUUUUUUCUAGCUUUUUUCUUAAUGUUUUCUACGGUAUUGUUUGUAUUUUAGCUCUUUGCUUUGCAUUUACUCAUUGAACAGAGUUUUUCUGCUUUUUUACGGUUUUUCUACAGUAUUGUUUAAAUUUUAUGUCGAUGCUUUUCAUUUGUACUUAUUUUAAUAAAAGAUUUUCUUGAUU